AUGAAGUGUAUUUGGCGCUGUGUGCAGAAGGAAGGUCUUGCUACAUUCUACAAGGAUGACGAUGAGGUGAGGCGACCAGUGAGGAGAGCUGAAGCCUUGCCUCUGGGUCCCAUGGACAAGGUCGACGACGUCUGGCUUGAUGUCAUCGCUGAGAGUCCUGCAGGUGCCAAAGUCCGAGCGUUCAUGGACUACGUUACCACAACGUGGGUGGAAGGUCGCCAGUUUGGACCAGAAGUUUGGAACCUCUUCGGCAAUCCAGGACAUCAAACCAACAACGACGUCGAGGGAUGGAACCACAAGAUAAACAAGCUUGUGAGGAAGAGCCAUCCGAACGUUUUUGAGGUCGUCAAACUGUUUCAGCGAGAACAGUCCAAGUCGCCAUCCAACGGAUCGGAGCAGACUGGACAGCCCCACCCAGGGAGAGAAAGUACAGGCAUAUUGACACCCGCCUGCAGUCACUGA
Messenger RNA from Haliotis rubra (blacklip abalone), 462 nucleotides. RefSeq lists its product as uncharacterized. NCBI's taxonomy places the organism in Eukaryota, Metazoa, Mollusca, Gastropoda, Lepetellida, Haliotidae. The coding region runs from base 1 to 462 and encodes 153 amino acids. The transcript has a single exon. The record is from RefSeq and is a predicted model, not a curated record.